Molecule: messenger RNA, 718 nt
Organism: Clunio marinus
Lineage: Eukaryota; Metazoa; Arthropoda; Insecta; Diptera; Chironomidae
Source: the annotation of a GenBank genome assembly
ACAAACGAGUCAGCUAAGAAAGUUUUUUGUUAUGAUAAAUUUUUGUAAACAAAAAUUUGAGAAAUUGAGAAUUAUUUAUUCUUAUUCAAUAGAAAGUUUGAUUUAAAGAGUUGACGAUGUCAUCUAAUGGAAGACCAUUAAUGAAAAUUCUCCUGGAAAACUUUCUAAAAUCAUUUAGAAUACGUCAAAUAAAAGGCAACUUUAUUGGAGAAGAUUAUUUUGGAAACAAAUUUUACGAAAUUCCAAAGGAUCCUUCAAAAGGUAAAAGCAAGACAUCAAGAUGGUUUGAACCACCAGAGAAAGAAAAUCACGAGCAAGAGAUAUCAGCUGAAUGGGAGUCAUGGUUAAGAGGGAGAAGAAAGGAACCUCCCACUCAACAAGAGCUGAUGAAGAAUCUUGCAAUUAUGCAACUUAAGAAAAAGAACGCAGACUUAUUAGAUCAGAAAUUUCCUCCAAAACAAGAUCAGGUUGCAUUGAGAAAAGAUGAAACUGGACGACAGAAAGCAAGCUUCCCUUCAUAUGACGAUUACGAAGUGAUGCCAGGAAAACCUAAAGUUCCAAGCAAAUAAUCUUGAGAAUUAGUCUUUACUAUAGAGAAAUAAUCUAAUGUAAAAAGAAAAAAAUAAAUUUUACAAAACUAGAAAAACUAGAAAAAAUAUUUUAAAUUGCUUUUAAUCAUCGUUCGAUAUUUUGAAAUUCUUUUCGAGUUCAUAUCGGG